Molecule: messenger RNA, 3067 nt
Organism: Amblyraja radiata (thorny skate)
Lineage: Eukaryota; Metazoa; Chordata; Chondrichthyes; Rajiformes; Rajidae
Gene: camkk1a
Product: calcium/calmodulin-dependent protein kinase kinase 1, alpha a
Exons: 18
Coding region: 425-2077 (550 amino acids)
Biological process (GO): CAMKK-AMPK signaling cascade; protein phosphorylation
Molecular function (GO): ATP binding; protein serine/threonine kinase activity
Source: RefSeq, a predicted model, not a curated record
GCGGCUCCUUGCCGAGACUGAGUCCGCCUGCUGCCCGCAGACGCUCGGCUCGGAGCGAUCGGGGAUCCGAGUGUUGCCGAGUCGGAGCUCCGGCACAGGGGCACUGCAAGCUGCGGCGGCGGCGGCGGCGGCGGUGGUGGGCUGGCUGGACAGCGCGGGCAUUUCGACCGCGGAACCAGAGCCACACUGCGGCAGCAAGCGGCGGCGUGGAUGUGACCAGACGAGACGGGGCAGCUCAGUUCACAGGAUGUGGCCAGCGGUGGCAACGUCAGUGACUGUUCCCAAUCUCUAGUUAUCCUUCAAUUGGAGUCUGGAGUCACGUAUAACAGAAUACCAGCUCUUCAGGACGUGGGAUAUCUAUUAAGAAAGAGAAUCUCAUGAGAUUUGCAGUGGUUUCCAUCUGCUGGGUUCGAGAAACGUGGUGAUGUCAGCGGCAGAAAGGAGCUGCGGGCGCAAGGGCAUGGAGACGGACAUCGCUGGAGAUCCUCAGCAGGAAGACCUGGCUCUGCAAGUGGCUGCCGUGCAGGUCUCCGAGGAAUCUGCUUCCGCCAACAUGGACAGUGGCAAGCAGCCCUCGGAAGUCAAGGAUCUGGGCCGAGCAAAGGAGGGAGAAGAUGCUCAAACAAACGGAGUGGGUCACCCCGCUGAGGACUCUGCCAGCACCCACGGGAGCGCGUGCAGCGUGGCAAAGAAAGGAGGCCCGAGGCCCAAGCUCUCCAACAGGAAGCUGUCACUGCAAGAACGUUCCUCCGGAAACAGCCUCUCUGCCCGUGGGGACCUACCCAGCUAUGGUCACUACGCAACAGGACCACCGUCGUCAGGCAGGCGGCCAACGUCUGAUUCCAGCCGGGUCAAUAUGGGUGACUCCCAGGACUUUAUGCGUUUGAACCAAUACCAGCUGAAGACUGAAAUUGGAAAGGGAUCCUAUGGCGUGGUGAAGUUGGCGUACAAUGAAAAUGACGACAAGCAUUACGCCAUGAAGGUACUUUCCAAAAAGAGGCUGAUGAAACAGCAAGGAUUUCCGCGUCGCCCCCCUCCUCGGGGAUCAAAGCCCCCAUCUGGAGAGCAGCCCAAGGCUCCAGCGCCCCUGGAGCGGGUCUACCAGGAGAUAGCCAUACUGAAGAAACUUGACCAUCCCAACAUAGUGAAACUAAUGGAGGUUCUGGAUGACCCCACUGAAGAUAAUCUACACAUGGUAUUCGAGCUGAUGAGCAAAGGCCCUGUGAUGGAGGUGCCGUCCGACAAUCCAUUCUCGGAGAAACAGGCUCAUUUCUACUUCAGAGAUAUCAUCUUGGGCAUUGAAUAUUUACACUACCAGAAGAUCAUCCACCGAGAUAUCAAACCCUCAAACCUGCUGCUGGGGGAUAACGGUCACAUUAAGAUUGCCGACUUCGGAGUGAGUAACCAGUUUGAAGGGAACGAUGCCUUGUUGUCCAGCACGGCGGGGACCCCAGCGUUCAUGGCACCGGAGAUGCUGUCUGAAGCCCGGAAGAGCUUUCACGGGAAGGCUCUGGAUGUCUGGGCUAUUGGAGUGACCUUGUACUGCCUGGUCUAUGGCAAGUGUCCGUUUAUGGAUGACUUCAUCCUAACACUUCAUACCAAGAUCAGAAACCGGCCUGUUGAGUUCCCAGAACGACCAGAACUCAGUGAGGAACUGAAGAACCUGCUUCUCCAGAUGUUGGAUAAAAACCCUGACACGAGGACUACAAUUCCUCUGAUAAAGGAUCAUCUGUGGGUGACGAGGAAUGGGACGGAGCCUCUACCACUGGAGGAGGAGCAUUGCAUUGAGGUGGAGGUCACUGAGGAGGAGGUGAUGAACUCUGUCAAGUUGAUCUCCAGCCUCUCCACUGUGAUCCUGGUGAAGUCCAUGCUCAGGAAGCGAUCCUUUGGAAACCCUUUUGAGUUCCCGAGCAGGAAAGAGGGAAGGUCCAUGUCGGCACCGGGAAACCUCCUCAUGGACAAGAGUUUAUUUCAGUAUUCCUCAAAAAGGCACCCUUCAUUAAGGAAGCAGGCGAGCGGGGAUGGAGGCAAGGGAAGCGAGCUGCCGGACGUGUGGGAGGAUGAAGCCAACUCCUGAGCUGCCCCGAUCCCGUGCAUGCUGCCUUCGGUUCGUCGCACACUCCUGUCAGACCCGUCUUCACUCAUCAUCCCACGCGGCCAUCAUGGACUAGAGGUGUGUCAGCCGCCAAGUGUGAACACAGCGGGUGGGCGGGGCAGGCAUUGAAGCGACCCCUGACCCCUAACCCCCCACCCCACUCGAGCAGCCUCGCUGGACGAGGGGACAGCCCGCGGGCGGUGGAGUGGAGGAUGUCGUGUGCGUCCAGCGCAGGUCCAGGCCUAGCCCCUUUCUUCUCCCCCUCUAUUGACUACUUGGACCCCCAGCGCAAGACCACCUCACCUGCACGGCUCCCCAGGGAGGGGAUGAGCCCGUUCCCUCAGAGCAGCUGCAGUCUGAAGAAGGAUCCCCACCCGAAGCGUCAUCUGUCAACUCCCUCCACAGAGGCUGCCUGACCCGCUGGGUUCCUCCACCACUCUGUGCUUUGCUCCAGAUUCUAGCACCUGCGGUUCCUGGUGUCUCCACUGGUUUCGGGAGCUGGCUGACUGAUGUUGGGUGGGGAGGGUUACAGUGGACGGGGAUGUUGAGGUCAGGCAACCAGGUACCUGCGGAUAGAUACCAAACUGUUAUUGCUCUUCAGUGAGCAGAACUCUGCAUCGAGUGGUGACGCUCUGGGUCAACAGGCCCAGCACCUGUUUGAUUUUGCUUCAAUUGUAUUGAUAUGCCUUUUAUCAAAUUGUUCAGCCGAUGAAUGUAAUGGAUAAGUUAGCAACCUAAAUGACUUGGAUGAUUCACAGCUUGGUUUGAAUCUUGCCGAUGGGAUCAGGUUACAGCCCCAGUUGUGGGUCGAAGGGGGAGAUAAAUCUCUACAGCCUCACUGGGGAUGGGCACAGGACAUAAACCCACUGUGCAGCACAGGAAUAGGCCCGACGGCCCACAGAGUCUGUGCCGAAUACGAUGCCAAGAUAUACUGAUCUUCUCUGCCUGCAUGUGAAUCAAUUCCCUCCAUUC